Molecule: messenger RNA, 1986 nt
Organism: Phycomyces blakesleeanus NRRL 1555(-)
Lineage: Eukaryota; Fungi; Mucoromycota; Mucoromycetes; Mucorales; Phycomycetaceae
Exons: 6
Coding region: 1-1986 (661 amino acids)
Source: RefSeq, a predicted model, not a curated record
AUGUCCUCUACUUCUGAACUUUAUAAUAAGAAGUGCUAUUGCACAAAAUGCAGUGAUAAUCAGCAAGGCUACAGCUUUGUUUCUACACAAACCCUCCAGCGUCACAAUAAAAGAGCAAGAUAUGAAGACAUGGAAAGAAGUGAAAGAAAUGUAUCUGUUCAAAGAAAUCUCAUGGAUAUUGAUUUUGAAACUACAUCAAACCAACAAACCGGACCCAUGGAAGCAAUAGGCGGUCAGACCAACUCGCCUGUUUGGGAAGGAGCCCCAAUUUCUGACGAUGAGGUUGCUUUUAGCAAUGAGUUGAAUGGCAAAAGCAGUGAUGGUGAUGAAAAUGACAAUGACGAAGAAAGCAAUGGCAGUGAAGAAAGUGAAGACAAUGAAGAGAAUAUUGUUGAGAUUGAAGUCGAAGAAUUCGAUACUGAAGAUCCUUUUGCCACCCCAAAUAUGCCUGAAAAUCCAGUACACAGGUUCAUUGCUACUUUUGUGGUAAUGUUUGCUUCCCGCUAUGUGGUCAAUAAGGGCGCUGUUGUCUUGAUCGAGUUCAUCAACAAGCUCUUGUCGAUUUACGAGCAGGAUUUCCAAUUGCCCAUGAGUCUUUCUGGUCUCCAAAGCAUGACAGGAUUCUCAGCCAUGACAAAAGGGAUUAAGAGAUUUGUCGUGUGUCAGGAUUGCCACAAGGUGUAUGAGGAAAGUGUACCUGCUCCUUUGAAUUGUGAUUUUGUAAAGCUUGGUGCACAUACCGCCUGUAAUUGCAAAUUAAUGGUCCAAUCAUUGUCUGGUGGUUUGGUCGCAAAGAAGUCUUAUUUGUAUCGCCUUGGAUACUUUGAUCUAGUACGUGGAACGAUCAUUGAUCCCAUGCAUAAUCUUUUUCUGGGAACACCAAAGAGAAUGAUUGAAACAUGGACAAAAAUCAAAAAAAUGAAAAACAAUGAUCUGCUUGCAAUGCAGACAGUUGCAGCAAUGAUGAUAUUGCCCAGCAACUAUACCAAGCUGAAAACAAAGAUAGGAAAGGGCUUUUCCCACAUGAAAGCAGAUGAGUGGAAGUCUUGGGUAUUUGUGUACUCUCCUGUGCUUCUAAAACCAGUUCUUCUGUCCAAUAUGUUCAAUGGUUGGAUGCACCAUGUAAAAGCAUGCCGUAUACUUGUAAAGCUGUCAAUCAGUUUCAUUGAAAUAGACCAAGCACACAGAUAUCUACAAGAAUUCUGUCAAUCUUGUGAAGAUACAUAUGAACCAAAAGUCCUCACCUGCAACAUGCACCUGCACCUUCAUCUUCAUGACACAAUUUAUGAUUUUGGACCCGUGUAUAGCUAUUGGCUCUUUGGUUUUGAGAGAUACAAUAGUUUGUUAAAGAAUAACAAGACAAACAGAAAAGACAGGUUUGAAACAACCUAUAUGACAAAAUUCACUGCAGACGCAUACAAAGCUGAUUACUCCUUAAAAGAAUCAACAAUGAGUGAUAUUGAUUAUCCUCAAUUGUUAGAUUAUUAUAAAAUCGCCUAUGUCAUGCCCAAUCUCAUUUCUUAUCACAAUGCCAGAUUGUCACAAUAUUUUGUAAAUAACCAAAUCACAAAAUUGAAAUCAAUUGAUCUCCUUGGCCAAACAUAUAUUGGGAACAACAGUUCUGGUAAGCGCGGGUCACUCGUUCAAGCUUUCUUCCAUAGCAGCAAUGGUCGAACUUCAAGCCUAUAUACCGGACAAAUUCAGUAUCUUUUUAUACAUUCAUUUACUCUGCCUCCUCAUCCAAACCACCAAGCAUCAACAUUACAUCAAGACCAGCAUGUUUUUGCAUACAUCCGAUGGUAUAAUUCAACAAAUGACAAUGAACACAGAGAUAAAGGUAUUGCAAUCUGCUUGCCAGAAUUCUCUGCUGAUAAUUAUCACAGCAUCUUGCCUGUACAUCGCAUACACUUAGAGGUUGCAACUGCUGUAGAUGUAACUGAUAUGAACGAAGAAAGAAUGCUGGUCAUUCCUAUGCCAAAAAAAUAG